CAGAAAUAUAAACUAUAUUAUGACCACAGCGACAUGACACAAACACUCAAAGCAACUUAUCCCUACCAGUCCACCAUGCUCGUCAAACGUCGUGUCAGGGCUGACAGACCCAAACUCACUCGCCUUCUCGUCAUCGCAAGCAGGCGUUUAGACUAUGGAGGGGACGUUACCAUUCGACAGGUCCAUACGCGACAUAUCCGGAAGCGAUUCCAGGGAAGGCACGACACAAGGCCCGCUGCCCUGUGCCGCCCAUCAGAUUGCAAAGAAUGUACUCAAUCAUCCAUCAUCAUAUCAUAGUCAUCACAUAUAACCUUUGCGAUGCGGCAGUGGAAGAUUCUCUCCCGGCGAUCGUGUUUCACUUUUGUAUUAACUAAAAAAAUAAGCUAGUCUGACUCUAACGGUUAAAGUAUGAAUAUGA
Molecule: messenger RNA, 418 nt
Organism: Serpula lacrymans var. lacrymans S7.9
Lineage: Eukaryota; Fungi; Basidiomycota; Agaricomycetes; Boletales; Serpulaceae
Exons: 1
Coding region: 34-297 (87 amino acids)
Source: RefSeq, a predicted model, not a curated record